This is a messenger RNA of Gryllus bimaculatus (two-spotted cricket), 3839 nucleotides long. NCBI's taxonomy places the organism in Eukaryota, Metazoa, Arthropoda, Insecta, Orthoptera, Gryllidae. The record is from the annotation of a GenBank genome assembly.
GUUGACGCCGUCAACACCAGUUUGAUUAUUCAAUGGAUAAACUUGCGUUUGCGUCCAUUGCAAGGGAUUUUUGUCGCGGUAGGUUGCAGGCAUGGAUGAUACACCGAUAAGUAGAGUGUUUUUAUAGUUGACUUUCGAACAUUUCAGGGUUAUGGAAACGAAAAUUGUUGGUAUAUUACGAUUUUUCGAAUCAGAAGUACCAUUCUUGCGUUGUUUGGUUUAUGAUUUUUGAGGAAGCACCGAACAUGAGAUACCUUUUAUUUCUACGCAUUGCAAUAUAAAUGCAAUAUGACGCUUCCAUUAAUAAGGAGAAUAUUAAAAUUUUUCACUUGUUCCGCUUAUGCCCCUUGAAACAAAGAAAUUACUAGGUUCCAAUACACCAUACAAUCUGUGUAGCCAAUGAGAUUUAAGUUAAUGACGGAAGUCGUGAAUUAAAAUGGUUAGCCAUGCAUUGGAGAUUGUGAGAUGCAUAGUUCCUGGCUGUGAGAAUGCCAACAUCUCCUGCCCUGAGAAAAGUUUUUUUCUCCUUUCGGCCCACGAAGAAAGAUGUCAACACUGGUUGUUAGUUUGUAAAAGGGAAGAUUUGUUAGAAAAUGCUUCGGCAUAUGAUGAAUUUGCUAUAUGUUCUGAUCAUUUCAUUGAUGAUCAAUUUCAAAAUAUAGCUCACACCAAGCUUAAAGAUAAUGCUGUACCAACCAUUUUCCCUUCACAUCAGACAAUGCAUUUUAAUUCUCACAUAAAUGUUGUUGAAGAUAGCAUAGUAUUCAUUAAAUCUGAAGAAACUCCUUUAAUUAAUUAUGAUGUGAUUAAUGAAGGUGAGCAAGGUAGUAAUAACUUUGAGAAUGGAGAUGUGAAGUCCACGCAACAGUUGUGCCGUCUAUGUGCAAAUGUUGCCGAAGAAAUGGUGUAUUUAUUUAAUCCUCCUGGGAAGAAUAUGCAUUUAGCUCAAAAAAUAAAUGCUAGUCUGCCAGUAACUGUUCGUGAUUCUGAUCCCCUUCCAAAACAACUUUGUACAAUCUGUGUAACUAAAGUUAAUAUGUGUCAUGAAUUCGCAGAAAUGUGUGUACUUGCUGAAGAAAAACUUCUUGGGCUUGCAAGGAAUAAUGCUUUUCAUGCUCAUCGUAUUGCUGGAAGUUUUAAAAACAUGCCUGAGAUUGUAGCGUCAGAAAUUGGUCAAAAUUUUAGCAGCAUAACUGUUGUAGAAGGAGGAUCUCAGUAUAACCAUGAAAAAAACUGUGCAUCUGAAGACAUUUCAUGCAAGACUAAUCUCCAUUGUGGCCUUGGUUAUUCAAAUAGACACCUGCAAGAUAACAUAGAAAAUGAGGCAGAUUUUCCUUUGUUUGCUUGCCCUUUAUGUCCUGAAGGCACUGUUGGUAUUAAAGAUAAUGAAGAUUCUAUAAUUGAUGGUUUCCAAAGUGAUGACGAAAGUAGGAAUGAAUAUUCUUUGAAUAUUUCUAAACAGAAGGGUACCUCCUGUACCAUUGUGACCAGAACUGAAAGCGUAGGUACUAAUAUAGUAUUAGAAAAUGCUCUUUUAGAAAUAAAUAAAAAUGAAUGUGAUGAGGAUGAUAAUGAAGAGAGAGAAGAAUGGGGGAAUUCACAUUCCUUAAAAGUAAAUUCUUUGGAGGAGAGUGUGGUAAAAGAUGGAAGUGUCCCUAACAAUUCAAAAAGUUUAGAUAAUACUAAAGUAGAAUGUUAUAUGUGCCAAGAAUCAUUUGACACUUUAGACUUGUGUUUAAAUCAUUCUAAAAUGCAUUUUAGUGAUGGAAAUUACCCUUGUUCUGUAUGCAGUAAAAUUUUUAAUAAUGAAAUUGAACAUGCUCACCAUUGCACACUUCAUACAGCUACAACAAAAAAAAAUAACAAUAGAAAACGUCUACAAUGUGAUAUCUGUGAGAGGAGGUUCAACAGCCAAAGGACUUUUUUCAACCACUCGUGUUUAAAUUCUGACACAAAACAAUAUCGUUGUAAUGCAUGCAAACGAUCUUACAGUACUCAAGAACGGUUAAUUUUUCACAAAAAAUUUCACGAAGGAGCUCGACCAAAUUUUUGCGAACGGUGUGGAAAAGAGUAUGAUAAUGAAGGCGCUUUGUAUUAUCACACAAGGAUGGUACAUGAAGGAGAACGACCAUAUUCUUGUAAUACGUGUGGCAAAAAGUUUUAUUCUAAUUCACGUUUAGUGUCUCACAAGCGAGUUCAUACAGGGGAACGACCUUUUGAGUGCGAGGUGUGUGGAAGAAGAUUCUAUGACAGAGAAACACUAAAGGGACAUUAUGUAACUCACAUGGCAGUUAAACCUUUUCAGUGUGAUUAUUGUGGGGUGUGUUGGGGUCGUAAAAGUCUCUUGAAUCAGCAUAUACGAACCCACCAUUCAGAUGAUAGCAGUGCAUCUCGUCGAGUGCCUUCUCUUAUUCAUUAUUACUGCAAAAUGUGUGACCAAACGUUCACAAAUUCAACUGAUGUACUGAUGCAUCGAACAACGCAUUGGAAGACAAGUUCACCUGAUGAAGAUAUAGAUCCCAGUGCUCAUGUAUGUGAAUAUUGUGGUGAAUCCUUUUCCUUAGUUGCUAUGCUUGUGAAACACAGGAAACAGAAACAUCCUGAUGAAAAACCCUUUGUAUGUAGUCUUUGUAAUACAUGCUCACAUACACUGUAUGAAGCUCGGCUGCAUAGAAACACACAUUCAUUGAGCAAAGAAAUGAAAACAGAAGAAACAAAGGUUGAAAAAUCUUCUACAUUCAUUUGUGAAGCAUGUGGAAACAUUUUUACUGAGAAACGUAAAUUCAUGAGACACAUGCGUGAACACAAAGCAAAUCAUUCUUACAAAUGUCAAGUGUGUGGUAAACAGUUUAUUGAUAACCAGAGACUCACAGUUCACAUGAGACUUCAUACUGGUGAAAAACCCUAUCCUUGUCAUGUUUGUGGCAAAAAGUUUUCUCAGACCUCUGCUCUUUACACUCAUGCCCUCCUUCACACUGGGGAGAAACCUCAUUCCUGUGAUUUGUGUGGCAAAGCAUUUCGAAUCAAGGCUGAUCGUGAUAACCACAGAAGGACACAUACGGGUGAAAAACCAUACAAAUGUGAAUUUUGCAAUAAAACCUUCAGAACUGGUCAAGUGUAUUAUCAGCAUCGCAUGAUUCACACUGGUGAACGUAGGUUCCCCUGUAACAUUUGUGGGAAAGCCUUCAAACGUUCCCACACUUUAGUAGUUCAUAAAAGGAUUCAUACUGGUGAGAAACCAAAUAUUUGUGAUGUUUGUGGGAAAGGAUUUAGGCAGAGAAGUGACAUGAGGAAGCAUCGGGCACUUCAUGGAACAACUGAUCAAGUCAUUUUUUAGCCCUAAUGAUUUAUCUUUUUUUAUUGGUUGAUUGAUUUUGUUUUUAUACACAAAUGUUUGUGAAUGCUGAUAUCUAAAUUAUACUUUUCGAUAUACUGCUAAAUAUAUAACUUGUACAAACUGAAACUUGUGUUUAACUUUUAUUCCAUGAUAAUAUUCAAAAUUAAUUUUCUGUAAAUAUUAAACAAGCUUUGGUCUAAUCUGUGACAAAAACUUGUUUUUUUCUUCUUCUUUCAAAUACAAACUUCAAAGUAUUCAAUAUCAUGCGUUUUAUAUACAGCAGUAACAUAAAGAUUGUAUGAUGAAAUUGGAUUAGCGGGUAAAAAGCUUUUCCUAUGGUAUGCUGCUUAAAAAGAGUUGUUCUUAUUAGAUUGUUGAGACUAUUUAAUUAAGCAAAUAAACUAUGUCGAAGCAAAUGUUGAGAUACAAGUAGAAAUUAAAAUACAAAACUACUCUUGUCAUUCCAAAGCGAUAUAGUUCUGCAGAAAAUUAUGGGGAAAAA